AUGGAAGGCGAGGGCAUGGAGGAGGAUUACAGGAUGGAUGGGAAUGGCCAGCGUUACAAUGGGCGGAUGGAUGGGGGAGAUGUGGGCGGGCAGAUGGAGGGGAAUGGGUUGGGCGGACAGAUGGGGGGGAAUGGGGUGGGCGGGCAGGUGGACGGGUGUUCGAACCGCAAGCCAGGUCCGAAGCGGAAGGAGGGGCCGGUCAGCCACUUCUGCCAGAACGCACGGAAGCGGAGGGAGCGGCUGACGAGGCACAUCAGGCAGCUGGAGAAGCUGGUGCCGCAGAGGGCUCGCAGCGACGCGGCCUCUGUUCUCGAGUCCGCCAUCUCCUUCAUCAAACGCCUCUCCCGGGAGAACCAGGAUCUGCCCACGGAAAUUCUCUCAGCUGCUUUUCCGCAUUUCCUAGAUUUCUUCGGGUCGUUCCUUGAGUCUCCCGUUCAUGCGACAAUGGCUCCUCGGCUCAGUGAGGAGCCCACUGCCACGACUUUGCGUGUGGCGUCUCCUCGUGAUGGCUCUGACAUGGCGGUGUUACCGUUUUUUCGCGAACUUCAAUCGCGUCGACGAUCCACAUGCAGACAGGCACGCGAGGUUUCGCGACAUCGGGUUAGGGUUAAGAUCGCUUCAAGCACACGGUCGUCGCGUGACCUUACAGUCAAGCCGUCGUGUUCGUCGACGCCGAGCGAGCGCACCCUCGUGAGAGCAAUUGCCAUUACAGCCGGAUGGCAACUCGUGCAUGUCAGUGUCCAGACUCCCGCCGACCAGGAAUGCGUUGGGUUUUCCUUCGUUUUCUGCCAGGCCAGGGAGAUGUCUGCCCUUCGCGAGGAAAUGUCGUUAUCGGUGUGA
Closterium sp. Yama58-4 is the source of this 840-nucleotide messenger RNA. Lineage: Eukaryota; Viridiplantae; Streptophyta; Zygnematophyceae; Desmidiales; Closteriaceae. The record is from the annotation of a GenBank genome assembly.